GGAGGGCGGGGGGAGGAGCCCGGGCGCCCGGCAGCCCGCGCGGUCCCAGCGCCUCACGCGGUGUGCGGGCCGGGGCCGUGGGAGCACGCGGAGCCAUGCCCAAAUCCAAGCGGGACCGCAAAGUGUCGCUGACGCGGACGCCGCGGAAGGGCCUGGAGGCCAAGCAGGCGCUGAUCGCUGAGCUGCGGCGAUGCGUGGACACCUACAAGUACAUCUUCGUCUUCUCCGUUGCCAACAUGAGGAACAAGCAGCUGAAGGACGUGCGGAACGCCUGGAAGCACAGCAGGAUCUUCUUCGGGAAGAACAAGGUGAUGAUGGUGGCGCUGGGCCGGGAGCCAAGCAGCGAGUACAAGGAGAAUCUGCACAAGGUCAGCAAACACCUGAGAGGUGAGGUCGGGCUCCUCUUCACAAACCGCACCAAAGAGGAGGUGGACGAGUGGUUCUCCAAAUUCAGGGAGGUGGACUUUGCCCGUGCAGGGAACAAGGCAACGUACGGGGUGAGCCUGGACACGGGGCCCUUGGAGCAAUUCCCCCACUCCAUGGAGCCUCAGCUGCGGCAGCUGGGGCUGCCCACGGCCUUAAAGAAAGGAGUGGUGACGCUGCUCUCGGAUUACGAGGUCUGCAAAGAAGGGGACGUUCUCACCCCAGAACAGGCUCGUGUCUUGAAACUCUUUGGCUAUGAGAUGGCCGAGUUUAAAGUCACCAUCAAAUUCCUGUGGAAUUCUGAGACUGGCGACUUCCAGAAACUUGUGGGAGACUCAGUGGAGGAGGAAGCAGAGGAGGAUGGUGAUGAUGACAGCGAGGAAGACUAGCAGCAGUCCUUGUACUUGGACACCAGCCAAUUCUACUCUAUUCUAUUGAGAAAAAGGAUGUUCCCUGUUUGCAGCAGGAGGAUGAGGCCGAUCAGCUCCAACAUGCCCAUCAUGAAAGAUGACCCAGGUUUUUUGGUUUGGGGUAUUUGUUAUAACAUAAAUCUUUAUAUAAAAUGUGAGAUGGU
This is a messenger RNA of Colius striatus (speckled mousebird), 997 nucleotides long. It is a transcript of the gene MRTO4, whose product is annotated as MRT4 homolog, ribosome maturation factor. Gene Ontology annotation, biological process: nuclear-transcribed mRNA catabolic process; ribosomal large subunit biogenesis; rRNA processing. The record is from RefSeq and is a predicted model, not a curated record. The transcript has 8 exons. Lineage: Eukaryota; Metazoa; Chordata; Aves; Coliiformes; Coliidae. The coding region runs from base 96 to 812 and encodes 238 amino acids. Gene Ontology annotation, molecular function: RNA binding. Gene Ontology annotation, cellular component: preribosome, large subunit precursor; nucleolus.